Molecule: messenger RNA, 1585 nt
Organism: Raphanus sativus (radish)
Lineage: Eukaryota; Viridiplantae; Streptophyta; Magnoliopsida; Brassicales; Brassicaceae
Exons: 4
Coding region: 323-1360 (345 amino acids)
Molecular function (GO): sulfotransferase activity
Source: RefSeq, a predicted model, not a curated record
UUAUACAAAAUCUUUGCUCAAAUACCAAACUCUUUUGCCUUCUUCUUCUUCUUUUUUCUUCCUUCUCUCAGAUUCUCUGGACCAAGAAGAUGGAUUCGUGAAUCCAUCUCCUCUCUCUAUCUAACCUUCUGUUCCUCUGUUCCAAAAGCUUCUAAAAGCAUCGAUGGCGGAGUUCAUCUGUUUAUUCGGAAAGGUCUACUCUUCCUCUCUUAGAUCUUUUCUAUGAUUAAGCUUCUCUGCAUGUAUGCUUUAUCAGUGUAACCUACCAGCAAACUCUGUUUCUAUCUCCACAAAGAUUUAAAGUAUCUCUACCUUACCUUUUAUGUUUAUUCUUGAUUCCGACUUUAAUUCGAACCAAAUCUUUGGUCUCUUAUUUGAUGUUAAUAAGAUUGUAAUAAAGCAACCAAAGAAGUCACCUCUGUUCUUGAGGAUGAUAGUUUUAGUGUUUGCAAUGGUGUGUGGUCUCUACAUGUGCUCUGUUUGCUUAAAACAGUCCAGUCUCCAAAGCUCUCAACUUGUUCCAACUCCUGUUGAUUCUCACUCAUCACACCAUGUUAUUACUCGGAUUCAUUACCCAAAGCCACAGACUUUUAGUCGAGCUGAAUGUGGGCACAAUCCCGUGAGGUUCUUUGCGAUACUGUCGAUGCAGAGAUCAGGAAGCGGUUGGUUCGAAACGCUGUUGAACAGUCACGACAACGUGAGUUCCAACGAAGAGAUCUUCUCGGUUCUCGAUCGAAGAAAGAACGUUUCUUCGAUCGUUAAGACGCUUGACAGAGUUUAUAAUCUUGAUUGGUUCACGAGCGCUUCGAAGAACGAGUGCUCUGCCGCGGUUGGGUUCAAAUGGAUGCUUAACCAGGGCCUGUUGGCUAACCACGAAGAGAUUGUGGAUUACUUCAACCGGAGAGGCGUCUCGGCUAUAUUCUUGUUCAGAAGGAAUCCUCUGAGGAGAAUGGUUUCUGUGCUGGCGAAUUCUUAUGACCGUUACGCUAAGCUGUUGAAUGGAACUCACAAGUCUCAUGUUCAUUCUCCUGAAGAGGCAGAUGCACUUUCUAGGUACAAGCCUGUGAUUAACUCGACAUCUUUGAUCCAUGAUUUACGAGAAACAGAGAGUUUAGCUGCAAAGGCUUUGGAGUAUUUCAAUACCACUCGUCAUAUGGUUGUCUUCUACGAAGAUCUCAUAACAAAUCAAACGAGGUUGAAGCAAGUUCAGGAGUUUUUGAACAUUCCUGUGAAGGAUUUGUCAAGCAGACAGGUGAAAAUACACAGAGGAGAUUUGUCGGUUCACAUCAAGAACUGGGAAGAUAUAAACAAGACGUUGAAUGGGACCGAGUACGAGAAGUUUCUACGAGCAGAUUACUAGUGUUUUUUUUUUAUUAUCUAAAGACUUUGUUCUACGUUCAACUAAAGGUUUUGCAAAAAUGCAAAAAAAAAAGAAGGUUCUUUGUAUAAAAGUGGGGCCCUAAGUUUAGAUAACAAAGUUGUUGCUUUUUGAUAAGGGUGAACACGGCUCUCCAAAAUAUUUGGAGGUAGAUAUUUUGAUCAGUAGUAUUUUUUUUGGAUCAACCAGUAGUAUUUUUUUUUAUCA